AUGGUGAAAACUAGAGAUUCAAAGAGGAGAAAACCGGUAACUCAUGUCCAGGUACCCGAAGAGAUCAUCGUUGAAAUACUCUCUAAGCUGCCCGUAAAAGUACUGUUGGAAUUCAAGCGUGUUUCAAAGUCAUGGCUCGCUUUAAUCUCUAGUCUUGAAUUCAUAAAAACUCAUCUCAAUUCAUCAGCUAAUAACAAAGAAUACUACAACCAUAGAGUUAUUUUGAAAGACAUGAAAGGCAAGCUCAAGGACUGUUCUCUACGAUCAUUACUUUACAACCCGAUUACUAAGGCGUCUGAAAUCGAUUAUCCCAUGAAAGAAUUCGAUAUCAUGUGGUUUGGUACUGCCAAUGGAUUGAUUUGUUUGGCUUAUAUGGAGAAACCUUAUGAUUACGAAUAUGGGUUUCCGAAGAAGACAUGGCCUAGUUCUGGAAAAAAUAUAUGUAUUUGGAACCCCUCGAUUAGGAAGUGGAAGAAAUUGCCACGAUUUUCAGCGAUGAGGAUGUCUUGUUUAUUUUGUAGAUAUGGGUUUGGAUAUGACGAGUUACAUGAUGAUUAUAAAGUAGUUGUUAUGUUUGCUGAUACGUGA
Capsicum annuum is the source of this 588-nucleotide messenger RNA. RefSeq names its product F-box/kelch-repeat protein At3g23880-like. The record is from RefSeq and is a predicted model, not a curated record. The transcript has a single exon. Lineage: Eukaryota; Viridiplantae; Streptophyta; Magnoliopsida; Solanales; Solanaceae. The coding region runs from base 1 to 588 and encodes 195 amino acids. Gene Ontology annotation, molecular function: protein binding.